AUGUCUGUUCUUUUCUUUUCCUGCAGGGAAGGUUGGCUUGAAAGCCUUUUUCAGAACAGGCCAACAUUUGGAUGGAGCAUAUCAAGUUCCCUGAAUAGGGAAUUUAGUGGUGAUUCUGUUACAAGCUUACAGGUUAAAGAGGAAAUUAUUGAAAUGAAAGAUGUUUUUUCAGUAAAACUGAAACGUCGUCGUUUUGUAGGCCAGAAAAAAGGUGGCACUUUGUUGGGUAUCACAAUUUUUAAAUGCUUGAAUAAAGAAGAAAAUAAACUGACGGACUGUGCUAUCCAUUUACAUAACUUUAGUGAAGAUCAUUGCCAUUCAUGGUUUAGAUGUCUGAAGGAAAUUUUGAAUGGUUUUCAAAACAGACCAAAAUCCUUAAAAGUGUUUGUUAAUCCAAGCAGCCACAAAAGAGAAGCCACUCAUGUUUAUUAUGAGCAAGUUGCACCUCUUUUUAAGCUUGCAGACAUUAAAACGGAUGUCACGGUAACUGAAUAUGAAGGACAUGCUCUUUCAGUGCUUAAAAAAUGUGAACUCCGGGCAUUUGAUGGGGUGGUUUGUGUUGGUGGAGAUGGAUCUGUCAGUGAAGUUGCUCAUGGUCUACUACUUAAAGCCCAGCUAGAUGCUGGAAAAGGCACAGACUACGUACUCACACCUGUCAGAGCACCGCUUCCUCUUGGAGUAAUACCAGCAGGUACUACUAAUAUUUUGGCCCACACGCUCAACGGUAUUAGUCACCCAGUGACUGCAACACUGCACAUUGUAAUGGGACAUGUUCAACCAGUCGAUGUGUGCACUUUUAGUACUCCAAGCAAGCUUUUACGUUUUGGGUUCUCGGCUAUGUUUGGUUUUGGUGCAAGGACUCUAGCUUUGGCCGAAAAGCACCGUUGGAUGCCCUCUAAUCAGCGGAAGGAUUUUGCUUUUAUCAAAACCCUGGCAAAUCUCAAGCCAGAGGAAUGUGAAUUAUCAUUUCUACCUCUACAGAUUUCACAAGAAGAUUCUCAUGAGAAUGACAGAGGGAAGAAAGAGACAAAUAAAAAAAUUGGCAGCGAGGAUCAAUGGCACAAGAUCCAGGGUCACUUCCUGAACGUGAGCAUUAUGGCAAUCCCUUGUCUGUGUUCAAUGGCACCAAGAGGCUUGGCACCUAAUACGAGGUUGAAUAAUGGAAGCAUGGCUCUUGUUGUUGUACAAAAUACUUCUCGUUCAGAGUUUAUUAAACACCUGAAAAGAUACGCCAGUGUUAAAAAUCAGUUCAAUUUUCCCUUUGUUGAGACCUACACAGUUGAAGAAGUGAAAGUACAACCAAGACUUGAAAGUGGGUUUGAUACCAAAGAAGUGACCUAUUUGAAAACCACUUCUGCAGAAGGAACUUACCCUUGGAAUAUAGAUGGAGACUUAAUGGAAGAAGCAUCCGAAGUUCACAUUCGGGUACAUCCUCAACUUAUUGAUCUCUAUGGAGUGAACACUGAUGACCUGGAAGGUUCCAAAGCAACAUGUAACUGUAUAUAGAAGGAAUCCACAGCUUUUUAUGCUGCAGGUGCUGCAUUAAAUAAACUUUUUUCAUCUAUAUGCACAUAUUUUUAAGGUCCUAGUCUUUCACUUGCUAAAUUCAAUGGUGGUAGCAGAAGCUUACUUUGAAAUGUUUGUAAUAUUUCUGGUUUUAAAUAAAUAUUUUUAUUAGGUUACAUUUAACUGUAAAGAAGCUGUCUAGGUUUAACAAGAAGAAAAAUAUAUUGGUCUCUAUUUUAUAAGUUUUGGGUUCUAGAAGCGUACAUCAGAAUAAAAUAUUUUUUUUAUUACAAAUUAUUUUACCUACUGCAAUAAAUACAAGAUACUAUUUAGUCUGUUAUUGCUAUCCAUGUUAUCAGGUAACUCAGUUUAUUUAAACAGAACUAGUUAGCGGAAACUAAAAAGGCAACCAGUGGCAAAAUACUGAUUUUUUUGUUUUGUUUUGUCCGUCCCCCCGCCCCGAAUCAGGUACUUUAAUUUCCAGGUAUCCUUAUUUUUUAAUGCUAGUUUAAUAUAUUUGCUUUCCGCCCACUUCUAGUCAUACAGGAAUUAAUGUAUAUGUUGAGGUCUACUGCUGUUCAUACAAAAUGUUUUAAAAUAUAUAAUGUAUCCUAGAACUGAAGUGAUAUUCAGCAUGGUUUCUGUUGUUGCUAAGAAUAAAAUUAUGCCAAAUAUGAUUGACUCAAUUUUUGUAACUGUCCUACAGGACAUAAACUUAAUGUUUAUAAGUGGUUUUUAGGUAACUUUGUUAAUUAUUUGAGAUACCUGAGAGAUUAACACUCUACUUUUUCUGGGUACUGGCUUUUUCUGAGAUGAUGGAAAUGUAGAUUGACAAGAUUGCCAGUCUGCAGGAUCUGAGAGAUAAUUAAUGUAGUUCUAUUUACUUGUCUUUGGAUUAUUGCUCAAAAGAAGGCUAACAAGUAAUAUUAUGAAAGCUGCAUUGUCUCAUGACUAACACAAGUUGCUUUAAAGCCUUACUUCAGUAAACAUUUGCGUAAAUAUGAAAUCCAUUCCAAUGAUGGAGUGUCCUUCUGAGGAAAAAGUUUUUCCUUGUGUCCAGCUAGAACCUCUUGUUUCAACUUUUACCUGCUGUCUGAACAGUACUGAGUAGUCUCCAGUUAAGCAGUUAUAAUUGAUACUGCUUUGAUUCUGUAUCACAUCAAAUAUUUUAACACAUUCAAGGCAAUUCAAAUUAAGCUUCCUAAGGCUUAGAAGACUGUUCUAGCUGUAUGUAGUGGAUUAAACUUUUUAUUACAGAAUUGAAAAUUAAUAGGCUAGUAAGAACUUGCAGACAGCAUUCAUGUGCUUAAUUUGUGGGGUCUUUUUUUAAUGAACUGAAAGUGAUAAAUUAUCAGGGCUAUACAAUUAUUUACAUGUCAACCUUACUUAUAAAAACUGAAUUUUUGUUUCAUGUCCUAAGAAUAGUCCACCAACAUUUGUAUGUUAAUAAUAAAAUCGGAAUAGAAUAUAUACAAUUUGCAAGUCAACAUUAUCACAUUUAUUGACAAAUGUAAAACUAUUUCAAAGACAAAUAAAAAGUUUUAGUU
Messenger RNA from Struthio camelus australis, 3053 nucleotides. Lineage: Eukaryota; Metazoa; Chordata; Aves; Struthioniformes; Struthionidae. The record is from RefSeq and is a predicted model, not a curated record.